GUUGUGUCCCGACUCCAUAAAGCAAUCUGAGAGUAAACUUCCAGUCCCCGGGAGGAGGCAGGCGAGGGAAUGGAGGUAAGCGGCGAUGCAGCCCCCGAUCCCACCACCAUCACGAUUCACGUAAAAUUCAGCGGCCGGACGCUGCGUCUCUCGGUCUCCGACGAUUUCACCGUCAGAGAUCUCAAAUCCCUCCUCCAACCUCUCACCGAUGUCAUCCCUCGCGGCCAAAAGCUCAUCUUCAAAGGGAAAGUUCUUACAGAUACUAUGAAACUGAAGUCAGAACAAGUGAUAGAUGGUUCCAAAAUUAUGUUGAUAGCUUCGCAAGGUCUACACCAAGGGGAUGGUCCGAUUACCAAAGUCACUACUUCUCCAUCAACCAACACAAGGAGGAUCUUUGAUAGUAAACAAAGUCAAGUUUAUAAGACUAACACAAUUGUUGACAAAAGUCGUUCAGAACAUUGGAAGAUAACUGGUGUUGUAGGCUUGUCAUUGAGCCACUUAAAGAGAGUGCCUGAAGAAGUUUGGGCUUGUGGACAUUAUGUAAGAGUACUGGACGUCAGCAACAACUUUAUUCCAGAAAUAUCGGACAACAUCGGUUUAUUGACAUCAUUGAAUAAAUUGUUGCUGAAUGCUAAUGAUCUAUCGGACAAGGGUAUUAGCUGGGAAGGCCUGUCAUCUCUGAAGUCUUUAACAAUUCUCUCUUUAAGCCAAAACCAUUUAACUGCUUUGCCCUCUGUGGUUGGCACAUUGACUUCUCUCUGUCAACUCCAUAUUGCCAACAACAAAUUAACAAGCCUACCAGCCGAAAUUGGAUUUCUGAAUCAACUUCAAAUUCUGAAGGCAGGCAACAAUAGGAUAAGUUCAUUGCCUUCAUCUAUAGGAAACUGCCAUUCGCUUGUUGAGAUUGAUUUGUCAUCAAAUCUUUUAGUUGAGCUGCCAGAAACACUUGGGAAUUUACAUAAUCUAAAGGCUUUGCAUCUAAGGAACAAUGGUCUCAAAUCUCUACCUUCAACGUUAUUCAAGAUGUGUUCUCAACUGUCGACACUUGAUCUCCAUGGCACAGAGAUUACAAAUGAUUUUCUCCGGCAGGUUGAAGGAUGGGAGCGUUUUGAUGAGCGCCGGCGAUCAAAGCAUCAGAAGCAACUUGAUUUCCAUGUGGGAUCUUCUGGAGUAUUCGAUGAAGGUGCAGAUGAUAACCGGAGUUCUUAACUCUUUUAAAAUAAUGGUGCCCUUGUUGUAUCAGUAUCGGCUGGUGGUUGUAGCAGAGAUGCAGAAUAACGUUCUGCUUUCAUCAUGGUGAGAGAUGUAGGGACGGACUAAUUUGGACAGGGUUUAACCCGUUCUGUAGCCCAAUAAAUAAUAAUAUUAAUACAGGAUAAUUUAUAAACAAGAAUUUUUUA
Molecule: messenger RNA, 1400 nt
Organism: Elaeis guineensis (African oil palm)
Lineage: Eukaryota; Viridiplantae; Streptophyta; Magnoliopsida; Arecales; Arecaceae
Product: plant intracellular Ras-group-related LRR protein 8
Cellular component (GO): cytoplasm
Molecular function (GO): protein binding
Source: RefSeq, a predicted model, not a curated record